Messenger RNA from Saccostrea echinata, 3971 nucleotides. RefSeq names its product baculoviral IAP repeat-containing protein 3-like. Gene Ontology annotation, molecular function: cysteine-type endopeptidase inhibitor activity involved in apoptotic process; ubiquitin protein ligase activity. The transcript is spliced from 5 exons. Gene Ontology annotation, cellular component: spindle microtubule; cytoplasm; nucleus. The record is from RefSeq and is a predicted model, not a curated record. The coding region runs from base 3 to 2525 and encodes 840 amino acids. Gene Ontology annotation, biological process: regulation of cell cycle; positive regulation of protein ubiquitination; negative regulation of apoptotic process. Lineage: Eukaryota; Metazoa; Mollusca; Bivalvia; Ostreida; Ostreidae.
CGAUGGAUAAUAAUAUAGAACCUUUUAUAAAAACGAAAGUUAAAAGAAGCAAAUCAGAGAAUGAUGCUCUGCAAACAGACUGGGGAAAUCACACGGCUGUUGAUUGGAAAGAAUUCGUUGCACAGAUGUCAAAAUCCGGAUCGCACGUAUAUGUUUCUAGAUCCGAAAAUCCAGGAAAUGUUAACUCAUAUGCAGUUAUUAGAUUGCUACAAAAAAUGGAUGAGAAGUUAGACGAAAUGUCAAAUGAAAUAAUAAAAAUAAGAGGGUCUUUGGAACAAGCGAAGGGCAAAGCAUCAAAAAGAAGUGCAAACAGAAUAAGAGGAAGGAGACCAUACAAGGCAUGGAAUUUAAACAGAGAAAAUGGAAUGAGAUCUAGGAAAUUAACGUCACGUGAAACACAAACAGAAAUAGAACAGGAAAAAUACAACAAAGUUUCUUGGGAAAACUUGGUGAAAAGAAUCUCUUUCGACACAAUGAAUAAGGUGCCUGGAGAUGAAAUAAAGGCAUUUUGCAGAGGUUGGGGAGGUAUAGAAAAUAUCAAGGGUUUAAAAGCAGUGGUCAAAGAUCCAUGUUUGGGAUAUUUUUCAGAGGAUACGAAUGUAAAAUCACCCAAAAAUGGCAAGGACUUCGAUACGUUACUCUUCAGCCUCCUAUUCAAGAACUUCCAUGAUGGUUUGUCAAAAGUACAGAGAGAUAUGCAAUUUCGUCCCUUGAUAGAGAGUUCGAGGAAUUUUGAAGAAUUUGUCGAGAAAGAGUUAUGCUCCAUUCAAUCCUCGAGAAGACAAGAAGACGCGAGAUCAAUAUCAUCUGAAGAAUCUCCUCAUUCUAUGAAUUUAGAGCUUGUGCGCUUGGGGACUUUUAAAAACUUUCCUGCAUCCGGUUAUAUUUCGACAAUUAAACUCGCGAAAGAAGGGUUUUACUUUACUGGUAAUGGUGACCGUGUUGUCUGCUUUGCGUGUGGAUCUGAGAGGAGCAGAUGGAAAGCAGGCGAUAUUCCACGAGAAAUUCACCGCCAAAUUUCCCCAAAUUGUCCACUGUUGCAGACAGGUCCUUCCAAUAAUGUUCCAAUAGGAGAUGUUCCGAAUGGUGCCAAUACUGCUCAACAUACGGAAGACACUACUCAGCCUAGAAGUGUUCCAAAUAGAAUUUCUUUGAAUACUGGAGAUAACCAAAACUCAAACCAAUCUAAUAUCCAAGAUGAAGGUGCUCAAAGGGACAGAUAUUUAGAAAAUGUAAAUAACAAUGCAUCGGAAACUUUACAAGAAUCGUCUACAUUAAACAGAAACAAUACAGCUGCCAUUUCCAAUGGUGCGUUCAACACAACAAACAGCUCAGCAUUGUCGAAUGGUAACUCCCAAGCCUCAUCAUCAUCAUCAUUUUCAUCAGAAAAUGUAGCUAGUGCACCGAAGAAAACAGACGAAUACAAGAACUCAACAAAAACUGAAAUAAACACCGUCCUCUCAAGAUCGAGAAACAUACAAGAAAAAAUUAAUGCUUUUUUAAGAGAUUUAGACCCACUCGGAAUUAACUUUGACCGACCAAAAUAUCCUGCGUACGCAGUGCUGGCAACAAGAGUGAGCUCUUAUAAAGACUGGCCCACUAGUUUGACUCAAACACCACGUGACCUCGCUACAGCAGGGUUUCUGUAUGCUGGAUACGGGGAUUACACCCGAUGUUUCUUCUGUGGAGGGGGGUUACGUAAUUGGGAACCAGGUGAUGAUCCUUGGACAGAACACGCCAGAUGGUUUCCGAAGUGUGCUUUCCUGAGACAGAACAAAGGGGACGAGUUUGUUGCUCUCGUGCAAAUAGAGCAUCAGGAACAGGAAGAACUUGAAGCACAGGGUGCAGGAAAUAUUACACCUAGUUCCUUGCAUCAAGAAAGUGUACCCAAUGGGACAAGUCAUCCAGAUGUCUCUUCAUUCUCUUCCGUUCAAAGCGUCCUAGAAAUGGGUUACUCCUUAGCAGUUAUCAAAGAAGCUUUCAAUCAACUGAAGGCCACUAAGGACCCUCAAGACAUCUCUGGAGAAGAUUUGAUGGACUUUAUUUUGAGUAAAGAAGAAAGAAACAAUGGUUUGGAUAUCCCUCCCCAGAUAUUUAGCUCCAGGCCCCAGGCUAGGGGGGAAAACAUCGAGAGAAACACCAAUGGUCAACAAAAUGUGAAUGUAACCUCCCAGGCAGAUCAUACAAUGCCCUCCUCUGAUCAACAGGUGCCCUUAGCGGCAGCAAAUGGACAUUCAGUGGAAUCAAAGAAUGAAGAUGUUCCAAGGCCUAGAAAUCAGGAGAAUUUAGAUUCUUUAAAUGACAUUUUACCAUCAAUUUCCCUAGAGGACACCAAAUCAUUGAUUGAAGAAAACAGGAGACUCAGAGACCUAAGGAUCUGUAAAAUCUGUCUUGAAAAUGAGGCUUCUAUCGCCAUGUUACCUUGUGGUCAUCUCUGUUGUUGUCCAGACUGUGCUCCGGCCAUGCGGAAGUGUCCGAUAUGUCGACAGUUUGUAAAAGGGACGGUGAGAACAUGGCUGGCAUAGUUGGCAUUAGAUGACCCGAAAAUCAAGGUAACCCACCAAAUAUCUGCAUUUGAUAUCCAUAUGAUUUCCAACUUCAGUACUGUUGUGGUGUAAAUAUAAAUAUGUGUAAAUAUUAGUAUCAAAUUUGAGAAUCAUGUUUGUCCUUUCUCUGCAACCGUGCCCCCCGUAUCGAAUAUUACAAAAUCGACACAACCCCAACCCCCCCCAAAGCCUACAGUAAGUAAAUUAAAUGAACGCGCCCUUUUCAGUUAUUCAGAGGUGAUCAAUCUUUCUGCUCUUCUUUGCUGCAUUAAAAAACGCGAAUGUCAGAGUGUUCGAAUAAUUUUCUCUCUUAAAGUGAAAGUGAACGCUUGCAUAAAAUUGCUUGUGACCAAAUAAGUCUUCCUUGUGACUUCGAGUUAGGUAUAUCGGCAAAAAUCCAGGGAGUGUAAUGUUUAUAACAAUAUGAAGAAGGAGAACUUUGAUUUCUGACAUUUCACCAAGAUUUUGUCACAAUUGGACUAUACCAUCCCUAAAAUGAACUUUUGGGACGUUUUAUAAUGGAAUAUUCGUUUUAGUGUCAGGAUGAGGCAGGAAUCCUUGGCAGUUCAACAAAAAGAGGAAGUUUGAAGAUGACAUUUAAAGCCAUGUGAAAUAUACUUACUUUGAUAAAUCUAUGAACUGUUAAAAAUAUUUCAAAAAUGCAUUUGGACAUGAACGGACGUAAUGUGAAUAUGUUUAUCAGCUAUAAUCUGAAAAAAAUAUCAAUAAAUAUACAGUGAAUGUGUUCAUGAAUUAAUCAACAUUAUUGUUAUUCAUGUAUUACCUCAUGUAAGAAUGGUCAUGUAUUACCUCAUGUAAGAAUGGGAUUCGACACGUAUACAUUGAAUCGUCUGUAAGACUUUGUGUAAGUACCAUGUACUUAAUUCUUUUUUUCACAAUAACAUGACGAAAUUUUAAUUUAUUUGUGUUUGUUUAUAUAUAUAUAUAUAUAUAACAUUGCAGGCACGAUGGUUUUUUAAUGAAAUGGUUUUUUAUUAUAUGAGUUUAAUAUCUAAUGUUAACCGUGUUAUUUUUUAUCCUAUUAUAUUUUCCUAGUUAUUUAUAUAGAGUUUGUACUUGACAAAAAAAUCUUCUAGUCAAUAUGAUAUUCAAAUAAUAAAUUACUGUAUCAGCCGAUAUCUAUUAAUUAUGUUACAUGUAAGUAAGUUAUAUAGGGCAUGUCUUUUCUAUAUCUAUGAAUCGAUAUAUUUAUCGCAAAUUUCUUAUAUAUUGUUCCAGAGGACAAAUAUAUGUCGAUAGUUUAGUACCUUAAUACUAUCGGAUAGAAAGACUUUUUACAGAAUUAUCCAUUCGCUAUCAAUAGAAUAUUCUUUUUGUUCAUUUUAGUUUUAUAAUUCUUUGUUUUGGCUAUUCUUGUUGAGAUUUUUCUUUUUUUUUUUUCAAAUGAUAUAUUCGCUCUUUAUA